This is a messenger RNA of Mercenaria mercenaria, 761 nucleotides long. Its product is annotated as cytochrome c oxidase subunit 5A, mitochondrial-like. The record is from RefSeq and is a predicted model, not a curated record. Bases 85 to 576 code for a protein of 163 amino acids. Lineage: Eukaryota; Metazoa; Mollusca; Bivalvia; Venerida; Veneridae. Gene Ontology annotation, cellular component: mitochondrial inner membrane. Gene Ontology annotation, biological process: mitochondrial electron transport, cytochrome c to oxygen. The transcript is spliced from 5 exons.
GAAUCAAAUCCGCCCGGCAGCUGGAUGCGCGUGCGCGACACAGAGUAAAAUAAGACCUUGAAAUCGAAAGAAAUAAAGACAAAAAUGUUGCGGUUCGUGGCAUCAAGGGUUGUUGCAGUGGCAAAGACAACAUCAAAAACACAGUUGUUGAAAAGUUUACCAGUGGUUGGUGUACAGAGAAACUGCCAUACGCUAGAUCUACCAGUCCGGUUACCAGAAGAGGUGAAGGAGGGAACAAAUGCUGAAGAAAGUUUUCUGAAUCUUUUGAAAUCGGACCAACUCACUGGUUAUGAUAUCCGUUCAGUAAUGAAUCAGAUCCAGGGUUAUGACGAAAUUCCAUCUCCAGAUGUUUUAGAUGCAUUGAUGCAUGCAUGUCGAAGAGUAAAUGACUAUGCUCUUGCUGUCCGCAUCUUGGAAGCUGUCAGUUUUAAAUGUGGCAAAUCAGAUGACACCUUUUCACAACUGAUGCAAGCCAUACGACCAACACUGGAUAAACUAGGAAUUCUUACUCCAGAGCAAAUGGGAUAUGAUAAACCAGAGCUUUAUUUGAAGAGUGUAUUUGAUAUACAUAAAUAGUUCAGAUUGUUUCAGACUCAUGAAGACAGUUUUUAACACACUACAGACAUUAGGAGAAGAUGAUUUCAGGACUUUAUCAAAAGAACUUAAAAUUCAAUUAAUUAUUGUGUCGUCUUACCGAGUGCUAAAGAAAUGUGUUUGUAAUUGAUCAGGUUUCUUUACAUAUAAAUUAUAUUGAAGAUGUU